This is a messenger RNA of Opisthorchis viverrini, 557 nucleotides long. RefSeq lists its product as hypothetical. Lineage: Eukaryota; Metazoa; Platyhelminthes; Trematoda; Opisthorchiida; Opisthorchiidae. The record is from RefSeq and is a predicted model, not a curated record. The transcript has 3 exons. Bases 1 to 381 code for a protein of 126 amino acids.
AUGACGUUUCUUCGUGACAAAGAUCCUUACGAACCGGUUAGCCCGCAGGUGAAGGCCGCGCUCACGCGAUCGUUCAAUAAAUCAACCCAUUUACUUCCAUAUGCCACUGGGACAGUAAGCAAAGGCCGAGGUAAACGCGCUGGGCCUGUGGAAACGUCCGCCUCAGACGGAGAUGGCGAGGCUGACACGGAAGGGUUGUUUGACGCAACUGAGAACAAUGAAGAGGAUGAUGUACAAACAGAUUCGAUGAUCGUUAAGAAAAAGCAUUCCUCAAGUUCGAAACCCCAAAACAAGGAAUCAGUGCCGAAAAAGAAGACCAAAACGGAAUCAGCUACCACAUCAAAGUCCACACGUGGCCGUGGAGCUGGAAGAUCUCGCUAAUUGAUAAGGCUGGUUCGCGGGGACUACGUCCUUCCAUCAUUAGCCCCCAUCCAUCCUCCACAAUCUCCGGUUUAAUGCAUUUAUUUCUGACCUCAGAUGUGUUGUUAUCAGCACGCAGGUUGAAUCCGAACUUGUGGGCAGAGUUUUUAUCUGUUAUUCCAAAUGUAUUUUUUGAG